CUAAGCGUAAGGAUGAGCACGACGGCAGUACCAAACGGAGCCGCCGCCCCCCAAAAAUGGCUUUUUUUUCCAUUUCUCCGCCCUCCCCCUCUCUAUCUCUCCUUGCAACCAAACGCCAUCCCUUCGCUAAACCACCAAUCCCCGCUACUCCCCAAACCCCUGACACUCGCGCUCGCCGAUUCCUCUCCACGGCGGCGGCGCCGCCGGAGCUCGGAGCCCUGGAGAGGGACCAGAAGCGCCCAUCAUCCAGCCCCGAACCGGGCGUGGCGGAGAGCGUGAAGGUGCUGAAGGCCGCCGCCAAGACGCGGCGGGUCCCGGCGGCGGAGGUCCUCGACGCUCUGGCCGCGAUCAAGAAGGCCAAGGCGGAGUCUUCGUCGUUCCUCGAGACCCUCGGCGGGACGGAGUCUCCGGGGAGGACCUGGAUGCUUAUCUUCACCGCUCAGGGUAAGUUGGAGAAGGGCCGGUAUUUCCCUCUUACUGCUGUUCAGCGAUUUGAUGCUGCGGCAAAGAGGAUUGAGAACGGAGUCUAUUUAGGGCCCAUUGGCUGUCUAACCUUUGAAGGCAAAUUUUCGUGGAAGGACAGGAUACUGGCAUUCAUUUUUGAGUGUGUUCGUAUAAAGGUUGGACCAUUUGGUCCUUUGCAAAUUAGUCUGGGAGGAGGAGAGAGGGAGCCUAGCACCAAGGAUCCCUUCUUCAUCUGGUUUUAUGUAGACGAGGAAAUUGCUGUUGCUCAAGGCAGAGGUGGAGGCAUUGCAUUCUGGUGUCGAUGUCGCCGUGUCACAUAAUUCCUACAAAAAAAUUCAAUUAAAUUCUCAUGGUGAGGACAUCACGUAGUGCUUGUAUAUUGGUUUUAUUCAGAGCCUUGUGUGAAAAAUGACAAAGGACCUCAGUGGUGUAUUGCAAUAUAGAUAUGAGAAGGGAUAAGUAAAGGUGCUUUAUCCAAAUGUAGUUCCACCUCCAUCCUUUCACAAGACAUGAGGCAUCUGUCCUGUUCUUUAUCCUUGUUUUUUCCUUGUGAUGUAUCAACUUUUCAGCAAACUUUUAAUUCUCAAGCAACUUAGCAUUACAUACUUUAAAUAGAAUUAA
Messenger RNA from Phoenix dactylifera (date palm), 1086 nucleotides. RefSeq names its product microbial collagenase. The record is from RefSeq and is a predicted model, not a curated record. NCBI's taxonomy places the organism in Eukaryota, Viridiplantae, Streptophyta, Magnoliopsida, Arecales, Arecaceae.